GGAGCGGCCCCUUCCCGCUCUUCCUGGUCGCGCCGCGGCGGCGGCGGCGGCGGGCGGGCCGGCCAUGGUGCGGCGCGCCCGGCUGGCGCUGGUGGCGGCGGCGCUGGUGGCUCUCGGGCCGCCGGUGGGUCAGGGCGCCCGGGCCCUGGAGUGGUACACGGCGUGGGUGAGCACGGCCUACGUGGAGCCCCUCAGCAACCGCACGGUGCGGGGCAACACCGAGAGCGGCCGCUACGGGGACAGCUCGCCCAAGGAGAGCGCCCAGGGCCUGGUGGGCAUCCCCCGCGGCGCCUCGCCCCGCCACAUGGAGGGCUGCGCCGCAGACACCGACUACGACGUGCCGCUGCCGCCCGGCGGCCGCGGGCCCCCCGAGGGCGACCCGCCGCCCUGGAUCGCGCUGGUGGCCCGCGGCGGCUGCACCUUCAAGGACAAGGUCACCAACGCGGCGCGGAAGCGGGCGGCCGCCGUCGUCAUUUACAACGAGGCCCGUUUCGGCAACAGCACCGUCUCCAUGUCCCACCUGGGAACAGGAAAUACAGUGGUGAUAAUGGUUGGCUAUCCAAAAGGAAUAGAGAUACUGGAGCCAGUACGAAGAGGGAUUCCAGUAAAAAUGACUAUUGUUGUUGGCACACGGCACGUGCAGGAAUACAUUAGUGGUCAGUCGGUUGUGUUUGUAGCCAUCGCCUUCAUCACCAUGAUGAUUAUAUCACUUGCUUGGCUCAUAUUUUACUAUAUACAACGUUUCCUGUAUACAGGAUCACAGUUUGGAAACCAGGGACAUAGGAAAGAAACAAAGAAAGCGAUCAGCCAGCUUCAGCUGCAUACAGUGAAACGUGGAGAAAAGGGUUUAGAUGUUGAUGUGGAAAACUGUGCUGUGUGCAUUGAGAACUAUAAACUGAAAGACACUGUCCGAAUUCUGCCAUGCAAGCACAUCUUCCAUAGAACGUGCAUUGACCCUUGGCUUUUGGACCACCGGACUUGUCCAAUGUGUAAACUAGAUGUUAUCAAAGCUUUGGGAUACUGGGGGGACCCUGAAGAUGUACUUGAAGUUCCAAUACCUGAAUCAAUAAGUGGCAGCGUUUCAGUCGGAAGUCUGAGUAUUGCUUUACAAGAUGACGACAGAAAUGAACUAAGCGAAUUGUCAGCUUCCUCCACUAAUGAGUCUGUAUUGCAGUGUACCAGUUUAAAAGAGGACGCAGGUGAAACCACAGCAUUACUUGAUGUGGAUGUCAGUAAUAACCGGCAUGGAGAACAUCUAUCUAAUGGAAAUUCCCACUGAACUGCUUCAUGGAAGAUAUCUUGAAUAGACUGUUGAAGAACUAUUAUUUUUUAUUUAAUUAGUAUGGACUUUUGUCUAGUUAAUGGAAAAAAUAACAAUGUAAAUUAUUUUACCUUUCAAACUUUUCUAGCUGGUGUUCCAAAAGGGCUAAUAACUAAGAAUUUUGUACGCAGGAGGAUUUUAUAAAAUCUCCUCUGGAUGUCUCAUCCUAAAAAAAGAUGCAAUAACCCUUUUUCUGUAAGCAUUGUUACAAUGUCAUUGUGUUCCAGAGGGCUGUAACAAAGAUGAAGACUAGGCAGUGAAAACAAUGUAGAAUGUCUAAUGGAUAAAUAGUUUGGAUGCACUAUUUACAUUCAGUAUGUACACAUGGAGAACACUUACAAGACUACAACUAUUAAAAUGUUCUGAAAGUUCUGA
Messenger RNA from Tyto alba (common barn owl), 1696 nucleotides. RefSeq names its product ring finger protein 149 (gene RNF149). NCBI's taxonomy places the organism in Eukaryota, Metazoa, Chordata, Aves, Strigiformes, Tytonidae. The transcript has 7 exons. The coding region runs from base 65 to 1279 and encodes 404 amino acids. The record is from RefSeq and is a predicted model, not a curated record.